Molecule: messenger RNA, 988 nt
Organism: Symbiodinium necroappetens
Lineage: Eukaryota; Dinophyceae; Suessiales; Symbiodiniaceae
Source: the annotation of a GenBank genome assembly
AUGGAGCUCCAGGUGCCUGGCGAAGACCCCAAGCCCUUGAAGGAGCCCGAUCGCGAGCUCAUGGCUUUGGUGGAUGGCAUGCUCGGCCAGGUCUCCUGUAUGGGCAAGCCAAGUACCUGCGUUUUCCGCUGUUUCUACGACUCGGAGAACGACAUCUGCGGCCCCUCGCACUUCUGUGAGAAGGUGGGCUCCAGCCCCGCAGACAACCUAGCACCUUUCGGUGCCGAGCAGAAGUGCAAGGCGCUGGGUGCGGCAGAUCACGAGGCGGCAGAUGCGGAGAUUGCCAAAAAGCUGGAGGACAUCAAGGGAUCGGUGUUGGACCUUACAGAGAAGAUGGAACAGAGCCCGGCGAUUUCGGAGAAGGGGUCGAGCCGAUCUUCUUUGAAGGCCUCUGCUGCGAUGUUUCAAGAAGUCGCCCAGAUGCUCGAUGUGAUGGAGGCAUUUCCGAUGCGCCUCGCCCCCGAGAGCGGCGACUUCCGCAAAGCCGCGGCCAGGGCGGCGCUCACGGACAUGAAGCACUGGCGUGGCCGCCCGGACCGGUUGACCAUUCCGCAGUACCAGAAGGCAGGCCAGGCCAGCAUCGCUGAAGUGCGCAGCUCGACGGACUUCUCCGUGCCGGCGAAGCUGCACAAUACCCUGGUGGACUACGUCAAGAAGCGCCCCAACAUGCUGAUCACGUUCCUGAAGCAAGAGACCAACGACAAGUGUACCCUCAGUGACGAGACGGACGAGAAACGAAACCAAUUGGGCACAUUUGUGAACUACUUUUUGAGCGUCCCCGGCUACGACCCUAGCGACUUGAAGGAUGUGGCACAUGGAAUCCCAACACCCUGCCGAGACUUUCUCGUCAAGGAAGUGAGGGCGGAUGUCCAGAGUCUGGUUCAGGCUGCUGAAGAGGGGCGGCAGAUCUUGUCCAACUCGACGGCCGAAGGCGAUGUUGCAGACGGCCUGGUUCAGGUGAAGUCGGACCGUUUGGUUCGUGCCCUAG